This is a messenger RNA of Drosophila grimshawi, 557 nucleotides long. RefSeq lists its product as uncharacterized. The record is from RefSeq and is a predicted model, not a curated record. The coding region runs from base 16 to 510 and encodes 164 amino acids. The transcript has a single exon. NCBI's taxonomy places the organism in Eukaryota, Metazoa, Arthropoda, Insecta, Diptera, Drosophilidae.
UAGCUAGAACGAAGCAUGGCUGAGAGUGCGAAUGAAACACCGCAACCGAAGCGUCGCUUAGGAUUAAGACUGCGCAAGGGAGUUAGCACUACACCAGGCCAAAGACGGCAGCCAUUGCAACAGACGCCAAUCGCAGUGAAAAGUGUGGAGACUCCACGCGCACUGGAAACUCCACUUAAUGUAAGAAAAGCAAACUCGACAAGUUGCCGACGCCUGGGCUUAUCACAUAAGCGGAAGGAUCUAAGCAAGAAGAAAUUGGAAUUUGCAGACACAGCAAUCGAGCACGAACUUACGAAAGCCGCUCAAAAGACGCCGGCAGAAACGCCAAUCAACAAUUGGAGACAAAGCAAAAUAAUUGAACUCGAGGCAGACAUCGAAGUUUGGAGAAAUGGUUUUAUGGCGGCUACGAAGGACUUGCAGGACUUGUUUGAACCACGAGCCACAAAGGAGACGCUGCUAAGACAGCUGGGCAUACCGUUGGAAAUGCUACAAUACUUGGAUGAAGACUGAAAACUACUGAAAUUAAUAUGUAUAUGUAUAUAGAUAUAGAUAUAUAG